GCACAUGAAGCCUCACAUCACCAACAGCAGGCAGCGCAGAACAGUUUGUUGCCUCUCCUGAGCUCUGCUGUUGAGCCACCCGAUCAGAAGCCGAUUCUGCCCUUACCAAUAACGCAGAAACCUCAGCCUGCACAAGAAACGUUAAAGGAUGCUAUUGUUGGGAUUAAAAAGGAAAAACCUAAAACCUCCUUUGUGUGCACUUACUGCAGCAAAGCUUUCAGGGACAGCUACCAUUUGAGGCGUCACGAGUCCUGCCACACAGGGAUAAAGUUAGUGUCACGGCCAAAGAAAACUCCCACCACAAUGGUGCCCCUUAUUUCGACCAUCGCUGGUGACAACAGCCGAAGCUCCUUGGUUUCGACUAUCGCAGGCAUCCUGUCCACAGUCACUACGUCUUCCUCUGCCACCAACCCCAGCAGCAGUGCUGGUGCGACGGCCAUGGCAGUGACUCAGACCGUGAAGAAGCCCAGCAAGCCCGUUAAGAAGAACCACGCUUGUGAGAUGUGUGGAAAGGCCUUCAGGGAUGUGUAUCACCUCAACCGGCACAAGCUGUCCCACUCAGAUGAGAAACCCUUUGAAUGUCCCAUUUGCAAUCAGCGCUUCAAGAGGAAGGAUCGCAUGACCUACCACGUGAGGUCUCAUGAAGGUGGCAUCACGAAACCGUACACCUGUGGUGUUUGUGGAAAAGGCUUCUCGAGGCCUGAUCAUUUAAGCUGUCAUGUUAAACACGUUCACUCAACAGAAAGACCCUUCAAAUGCCAAACGUGCACUGCUGCCUUUGCCACCAAAGACAGACUGCGGACACACAUGGUGCGCCAUGAAGGAAAGGUAUCGUGUAAUAUCUGUGGUAAACUUCUGAGUGCAGCAUAUAUCACCAGCCACUUAAAGACACACGGGCAGAGCCAAAGUAUCAACUGUAAUACCUGUAAACAAGGCAUCAAUAAAACGUGCAUGAGUGAAGAGACCAGCAAUCAGAAGCAGCAGCAGCAACAGCAGCAGCAACAGCAGCAGCAGCAACAACAGCAACAGCAGCAGCAACAGCAGCAGCAGCAACAGCAGCAGCAGCAGCAGCAGCAGCAACAUGUAACAAGUUGGCCUGGAAAGCAGGUAGAGACCCUGAGAUUAUGGGAAGAGGCCGUCAAAGCAAGGAAGAAAGAAUGUCAGUUCACCUUUGAGAAGGCUAUAGAGUACGUACCAUUCGAAGCUGCUAACUUGUGCCAAACCUCCACUGCUGCUACUACGCCUGUGACUCUUACUACUCCAUUCAAUAUAACGUCCUCUGUGGCUUCUGGGACUAUCACAAACCCAGUCACAGUGGCAGCUGCAAUGAGCAUGAGAAGUCCAGUAAAUGUAUCAAGUGCAGUUAAUAUAUCCAGCCCGAUGAACUUAGGGCAUCCUGUAACCAUCACCAGUCCAUUAUCCAUGACAUCUCCAUUAACGCUCACCACACCAGUCAAUUUACCCACCCCCGUAACCGCCCCAGUGAAUAUAGCGCAUCCAGUCACCAUCACGUCUCCCAUGAACCUCCCCACGCCGAUGACGUUAGCGGGUCCGUUAAAUAUAGCAAUGCGGCCGGUAGAGAGCAUGCCUUUCCUGCCCCAAGCCUUGCCCACGUCUCCUCCCUGGUAAAGAAUUUCCAAACAGUAUUAAGAGGAUUAAAACGGAAUCCUUACCAGCAGUUGCUUUUUGGGUUUUUUUAGUUCUUUCUUCUAGUUAAUAAUAACUCGAGCUAAGUCACUGGUGUGGCAUGCACCGUCAGAGACCAUAGUAGCAUCUUCCCCUGUCGAUUUGGCUAUUGUUCGAACUUGAGUUUCACUGGAGCACUUCAUUAAAAGUAAGUUUUACCUUUUACCUUUUAGCUGACUGAUACUGAAUUAGAGCAGAUAACGUACUUGUCAGAGUGAAAAAAAAAAAAAGUUGUUAAAAAUCAGCUUUAUGUUUUAUCCCCCAAAUCGUAACUUAGAAAAUUAUUUUAAUGUAAACACUAGCAAAGACCCCUCUGUAUCUUUAACAGGGUGGAUGGCUAAUUUUAACUUGCCAGUUGUAAGUCCAUUAUUUCUGAGCUAGUGUAGAAUCUUUGUCUGUGUUAAUGUUCUUUUUUUCUUUUCUUUUUUUUUUUUUUUAAUGAGUAAAUGCAUUACAAUGUUGUCAUUUUUAAAAAUGCAUUUUGGAGAAAAUAUGCAUUUUACCUUUGGGAAUAUGAUAAUUUCAGGCAGCAUUCCCUAUGGGAAAGGUGAUACCAGCUCUGAUAUGCAAAGCAUAUGAUAACUUAUCAUUCUAACUUCAACAUAUAAUAGGGAUUGUGACCUGAUAUUUGGAGAUGUAAAUAUUACCCAACAUAUUACCCUAAGGGAAUAUAGCAUUGUAGUCGACAUUUUUUUUAAAAAAAACCACCUGUUCUUGUUUGGUGAGAAACAGCCACGGCUGACAGAAGAGUCAAAAUGUACGUGAACAUGGUCUCUGAGCAGUCAGACCCCUAUGGGACUCUUACCUAGGAGCAAAAGGAGUGCUUUGAAACUUAUGAAAUAACUGCUUUAAGCUGGAAGAUUCUGGAGACACCGGGUAUGAUUUUUAUGCCCUCUGUCUCCCAAUCAGAACCUGCUGGUGUUGCAGCAGGGGACAGACGUGUUAGUUGUUCACUAGAAGUUUUGUCUUAUAUUAAAUUGUAUACAGUUUUUAUUCUAACCACUAACUAGGUAGGAUGCCCCUUCAGGACAAGCAGAGAGCGUCUUUUAAUUUCUCCCCUACUUCUUAAUCAAGUGUUGUGCAAAUCUGUUCAACUUUGUAAAUAUUUGCAAACAUCAUCAUUUUUACGUUAUUCUUCUAUUGUGUUAACACAUUUCUAUCAGUUUGUGGGAGUUCUGGGGUGGUGGUCCGAACUGUCCGGCCCAGAACUUCUCCAUAAAUGAUCACACAUGUUUAAGCUACAUGUGCUUUUUAUUUCUUAACCUGUUUAUCUGUACAUAAAGUAGAAAGCAAAAUCUAGGGAAACAGAUAUACUUUUUAGACUAUCAUGUCACAUAUUCACGUUUUUAAAACUUUGUUUUAAAAAAAACACCCUAAAACCAAGACUCUACAUUAAAAAAAUAAUAAUAAAAUGACAGUUGCGAUGUUUUUCUCCUAACGAGGUGGGAAGCUGUGGAGACUGGCGUUGCGCAGAGCGCGAGCGGGCCCGGCUGCUCGAGGCGCGCGGCCGCGGGGCAGCGAGGGCCGCGCGCCGGGCUCGGGUGACAGGUAUCUCUAUCAUUACGUGAAACUGUUCUAGGGGCUUGGACUACAUAGUAAAACAAAAACAAAAAAAAAAAUAGAGCUUAGUGUAAAAUAAUUUUAUAAAUGAUCUUUUGUACUUUAGGACAUCAAAUUGUACAACUUUUGUAUAUAUAAAAG
Nothoprocta perdicaria is the source of this 3387-nucleotide messenger RNA. RefSeq names its product vascular endothelial zinc finger 1 (gene VEZF1). Gene Ontology annotation, molecular function: DNA-binding transcription factor activity, RNA polymerase II-specific; RNA polymerase II transcription regulatory region sequence-specific DNA binding. Gene Ontology annotation, cellular component: nucleus. Gene Ontology annotation, biological process: regulation of transcription by RNA polymerase II. The record is from RefSeq and is a predicted model, not a curated record. The transcript is spliced from 6 exons. The coding region runs from base 304 to 1629 and encodes 441 amino acids. Lineage: Eukaryota; Metazoa; Chordata; Aves; Tinamiformes; Tinamidae.